Messenger RNA from Lachancea dasiensis, 1608 nucleotides. NCBI's taxonomy places the organism in Eukaryota, Fungi, Ascomycota, Saccharomycetes, Saccharomycetales, Saccharomycetaceae. The record is from the annotation of a GenBank genome assembly.
AUGAGCGAGGAGCAGCGUCCUCAUACUGGUUUAAAGGGAGCCACCAUAACGGGGGAUAUCCAAGAGCUGAUGUCCUUCUCCGAUGCAAACAGAACUAUUGGAGGAUACCUUGAGGAAGAGCCGAUAACAGGUAACAUCCAUUUAGGGAGGGAAAAAUUACCGAGGUUCUCUUCCACCAUCCAAGUAAACGGUAGAGUCGACAAGGAGUUCGCCGAAGAUGCAGAAACGGAGGAGGACUACGACGACACGCGUGAGAUAAGUGCAGCUGACGAGAAAGUCAUUAGAGAAGGAGGAGAGAAGAAAGGAAAAGGCUCAGUAGUGAAUGAGGCAAAUGAGACAGAAGCGGUGAAGGAGGAAGCGAGUUAUUGCAACGACGAUGCCGAUGCCGACGAUGAUGACGACGACGACUUUUUUUACGGAGAUUACAUAUCCACCAAUAAUGGCACCAGAGAUGACACCACACAGUCGUUGUCGAUGAAUGCAAGUUCAACCGAAGUGCGACAGGAUGUUGAAAGUCAAGCACCUGGUCAACUGUCGGAUGGCAAGGAACACAAGAACCAACACGAAGCAAUUAUACUGGACUCUUCUGAUAGCGAUACGGAUAGGGUUCGAGACAAAAACAUCGGGAGUAUGAAACCAAGGCGAAGAACUAGUUCUGGCUCUUCUUUGAGUGACACACCUCGAAAGAAGCCGAGAAGAUUACGGUCGAACGCCAACCCCGGGCGUAACGUAGCUAAAACAGUUCAAAAGGCACACAUACCUGAGACUGGAGGGAAUCGCUUUUCAGACGCGGAUGAAGACGAGCAGUUUUUCAAGGAUCUGGCUCGCGAGGCAGGCAGAACAACAAGUACGGCAAAGCCAGAUAGCCCGGCUGCUGUCAAUCGGGUUUUCAAUCUCAAAUUCACGUCCAUCCUCGAGGGAACCGUUGGCAAGAAGGUCAAUGCCAAGGUAAAAGGUACGCAUGCAUUUGAUGAGAUUAUACCUGUUGCGCUGAACCUAAUACUGAAAGAAUACAACGUUCCCACUGAGCUGCGACACCGCUACGAUCCAACCAAGGUAUCUGUUUACAGAAAUGAUGUCAAGCUUCCGAAUUUCAUGACCUGCAACGCACUUCCUGUUCCGCUGCAUGACGGAGCUGAAAUCAAGGAAGUUUCAUUGUGCUUGGUAGCCAGCGAUAAGGAAAAAGAAUAUGAAAUGAAGUGCGAAGAAAGCAAGCGCGAAGAUGAUACAUCGUUCACUGCUAACGAUUUGCUAAAUGCAAAUUCCAAAGGCCAGGAAUUUACAACAGGACCAUCUAGCGAUGACCAUCAGUUCAUGAAGCCCGGGACCGUGGAAAUUUUGGAUGAUGAAUCAGAGCCCGAAGAAUCAUGCGAGACAAGCGGAACAGUGCAUGUUGUACUCAUGGCUAAAGGUAAUGACAAAUUGCACGUCAACGCCCACAAGGAUACGACGUUUGAUAAGCUCAUCCUGCAUUACCGUGAACAGAAGAAUUUAUCAGCAGAAGUCCAAAUUUCUUUCUUUUUUGACAACGAACGUAUUUCUCCAACAAGUCGAGUAAGGUCUUGGGAUUUGGAAGAUGAAGACAUUGUUGAGGUGCAAUUGAGCUAA